AUGAAUGAAGCCAUGAAGAGUUCUGGACUGAUGCUCAGCUGCUUCCUGCUCUGGAUGUCUCUGCAGCCAGAUUCCCGUAAUCAUGUGUCAGCAGUCAACCUGCGGCGUUUCAUUGGUUGUGCAGUUCGGGAGUUUACUUUCCUGGCCAGGAAGCCCGGAUGCGGCAGCCUGCACAUUACCACCGAUGCCUGCUGGGGGCGCUGUGAGACCUGGGAGGAGUUCUGGACUGAUGCUCAGCUGCUUCCUGCUCUGGAUGUCUCUGCAGCCAGAUUCCCGUAAUCAUGUGUCAGCAGUCAACCUGCGGCGUUUCAUUGGUUGUGCAGUUCGGGAGUUUACUUUCCUGGCCAGGAAGCCCGGAUGCGGCAGCCUGC
Messenger RNA from Melanotaenia boesemani (Boeseman's rainbowfish), 371 nucleotides. RefSeq names its product glycoprotein hormone beta-5-like. The transcript has 3 exons. The record is from RefSeq and is a predicted model, not a curated record. The coding region runs from base 1 to 279 and encodes 92 amino acids. NCBI's taxonomy places the organism in Eukaryota, Metazoa, Chordata, Actinopteri, Atheriniformes, Melanotaeniidae.